AUGGCCGCCGCCGCGCCCCCCGGCGCCCUGCGCGGGGCGCCCCGCCUGCUGCUGGCCCUCGCGGUCUUCAGUUUUGCAUGUGAAGCCUGCGAAAAGGUGAUAUUCCAUACGCCUUCCACACUAGAGGCAGAAAGACUGGUGGGCAGAGUGAACUUGGUGGAGUGCCUCAGGUCUGCCGACCGCGUCCAGUCCAGCGAUCCUGCCUUCAGAGUUUUCCGGGACGGCUCUGUCUACACGGCCAGCUCCGUGGUGGUAGUCGAUGGGAGGGCCUUCACCAUCUGGCUCAGCGACACGAGGACACAGGCCCAGGAGCAGAUCACUGUGGUCCUGCAGCCUCAGAAGAAGGGCCUGAGGAAAAGACACGCUAGAGAAACGGUGCUGAGGCGAGCCAAGAGGCGGUGGGCGCCUAUCCCCUGCUCCAUGCAAGAGAACUCCCUGGGCCCGUUCCCUCUGUUUCUUCAGCAGGUUCAGUCCGAUGCAGCCCAGAACUAUACCAUCUUCUACACAAUCAGUGGACAUGGCGUUGACCAAGAACCUUUAAACUUGUUUUUCAUAGAAAAAGACACUGGAAAUCUGUAUUGUACCCGGCCAGUGGAUAGGGAAGAAUAUGAUGUUUUUGAUCUGAUUGCCUAUGCGACCACCGCAGACGGGUACUCAGCUGACUUACCUCUUCCGCUGCCCAUCCGAGUGGAGGAUGAGAAUGACAACCACCCCGUUUUCACAGAGCAAGUUUAUAGCUUUGAAGUUCCAGAAAGCACAAAACUGGGCACUUCUGUGGGGCAGGUUUCUGCCACAGACCGGGACGAGCCGGACACCAUGCACACACGCCUGAGGUACAGCAUCCUGUCGCAGACGCCCCGCUCCCCCGGGCUCUUCGCUGUGCACCCCAGCACCGGCAUCCUCACCCUGGUGGCCCAGAAUCUGGACCGAGAGGUUGUUGACAAGUAUGAAUUGAUAAUGAAAGUACAAGACAUGGAUGGCCAAUUUUUUGGAUUGGUGGGUACAUCGACUUGUAGUAUAAUAGUAGCAGAUUCAAAUGACAAUCCACCUGUUUUCAGACAAAAUGCUUAUGAAGUAUCAGUAGAGGAAAAUACAUACAACGUGGAAAUCUUACGACUGUCUGUGGAAGAUAAGGAUUUAAAGAACAGUGCCAAUUGGAGAGCCAAUUUUACCAUUUUAAAGGGCAAUGAAAACGGGAAUUUCAAAAUCAGCACAGACAAGGACACUAACGAAGGCGUUCUGUGUGUUGUCAAGCCCCUGGAUUAUGAGGAAAACCGGAAAGUGGUCCUGGAAAUUGGGGUGGCCAACGAAGCCCCUUUCACCAGAGACCUGGCGCUCAGGACGCCCGCGAACAGAGCGGAGGUCACGGUCCACGUGCAGAACCAGGACGAGGGGCCCGAGUGCAAGCCCGCCGCCCAGCACGUGCGGAUCCGGGAGAACGCGGCCGUGGGGUCCAGGAUGAACGGCUACAAGGCCUACGACCCCGAGACCAAGAGCAGCAGCGGCAUAAGGUACAAAAAGCUGCACGAUCCCAACGGGUGGAUCUCCAUUGAUGAGAUUUCGGGGUCCAUCCAGACCUCCAAAAUUCUGGACAGGGAGACCUCCGCCCCCAGGAAUGAGCUGUACAACGUCACAGUCCUGGCCAUAGACCAAGAUAACAAAUCGUGCACUGGAACGCUUGUGGUGAGCAUCGAAGAUGUGAAUGACAACGCGCCAGAAAUACGCCCAGAUUACGUGACAAUCUGCAAGCCGAAGAUGGGGUACACGGACAUUUCAGCUUUUGACGCCGACGAACCUAUCCAUGGCGCCCCGUUUUACUUCAGCCUGGCAAACCCGACUCCAGAAGUCAACAAAAUAUGGACCCUCUCCAAAGUUAACGAUACAGCUGCCCGUCUUUCCUAUCAGAAGAAUGCCGAGGCGAAGGAAUAUUAUAUCCCCGUGACGGUGAGAGACAGAGCAGGGCAGUCUGCCACCAAAACCUUGCGAGUGAACCUGUGCGACUGCACACACCCCAGCCAGUGUCAGAUGACAGCGAGGAGCGCGGGGGCGUCGCUCGGGAAGUGGGCCAUCCUGGCCAUCCUGCUGGGCCUGGCGCUGCUUUCCUCCGUACUGCUGACGUUAGUGUGCGGCGUCGUCGGGGCCAGGAAGAAGAAAGGUUUCCCUGAGGACCUGGCGCAGCAAAAUCUCAUUAUUUCCAACACCGAGGCUCCUGGCGAUGACAAGGUGUGUUCUGCCAAUGGGUUUAUGACCCAGACAGUCAACCACUCCAACCAUGGCUUCUGUGGCACCAUGGGUCCGGGCAUGAAAAACGGGGGGCUGGAAACCAUUGAGAUGGUGAAAGGCGGACACCAUACCCUGGACUCCUGCCGCGGCCACCACCACACGCUGGACUCCCGGGUAGGACACGGGGACAUGGACACCUCCAGAUACACGUACUCUGAGUGGCACAGCUUCACGCAGCCCCGCCUGCGCGAGAAGCUGCACCUGUACAACCAGAACGAAGACCACCUCUCCUCGCAGGACUACGUGCUCAGCUACCACUACGAGGGCCGGGGGUCCCCGGGGGGCUCGGUGGGCUGCUGCAGCGACAAGCAGGACGAGGAGGGCCUGGACUUCCUCAACCAGCUGGGAUCUAAGUUCACCGCCUUGGCCGAAGCAUGCACCAAGAGAUAA
Molecule: messenger RNA, 2673 nt
Organism: Pipistrellus nathusii (Nathusius's pipistrelle)
Lineage: Eukaryota; Metazoa; Chordata; Mammalia; Chiroptera; Vespertilionidae
Source: the annotation of a GenBank genome assembly